Molecule: messenger RNA, 966 nt
Organism: Parnassius apollo (apollo)
Lineage: Eukaryota; Metazoa; Arthropoda; Insecta; Lepidoptera; Papilionidae
Source: the annotation of a GenBank genome assembly
AUGGGAGAUAAAUCUGAAUCUAAAAAUGAUGCUAUUCGAAAGCGGAAUGAUAUGGGGCUAUACAAGGAUAGUGACAAGAGAGGUAAACAUGAACCCCCUAAUAAGACUAAUGAAGCUGAUGUAAACUUUGAGAAAAAACACAUAGAGUCCUUCCCUGUCAUGGAACCACACUACAUAAGGCAAACUUCUAAGCGUCGUUAUCUGGAUGCUUCGUUAUCCAUCGAUGCUUCGUUAUCCAUCACGAAAAUGCAUCAACUUUAUAAAGACAAGUGCACAGAAAAUAAUAUAAUUCCAGUAUCUGAAAUAACGUACAGAAGAAUAUUUUGUACCCAUUACAAUUUUAGUUUUUUUGCUCCAAAAAAGGAUCAAUGUUUAAUAUGCUCCAAUUUCAACAAAGCUAGAGACGACGAAAAACUAGUGUUGAAAGAGGAAUACACAGAUCAUUUAGCAAGGAAAGCGUCCUGUUACUCGGAAAAAGCGAAGGACAAAGAAAGAGCAGAGAAAGAUAAAGAGUUUCGCUGUGUAACAUUCGACUUACAAGCUGUGUUACAGAUACCUUCUGGACUGGUGGGACAGCUUUAUUAUUAUCGAAAACUAUGUGUUACAAUACACAAUCUCUGUAUAUACGAAGUAGCGCUGCCAAACGACGCAUAUUGUUUUGCUUGGUCCGAAAUUAAUGGGAAACGAGGCAGUUCCGAAAUAGGAAGUAUCCUGUACCACUACCUUUCCACGUGCGUUCCUUCUCAUGUAACCGAAGUUUGUCUGUAUUCUGAUACGUGUGGAGGACAAAACCGGAACCAAUAUGUUGCUGCAUUACUUAUAUUUGCAGUCCAAAACAUUUCUCACUUACGAAAAAUUGAACAUAAGUUUCUUGAAUCAGGACACAGUUACAUGGAGGUGGACAGCAUGCACAGCAGUAUUGAGUCAGCAAAGAAAAAUUCUGAGGUUUACUGCAUGCCUGUUUAA